GCGUUUAGUAGCAAUAUAUGUUAUGUUUGUUUGUCGGUACCCCAGAGAGAGAGAGAAUCGAAGUUGGCGCCCCUUUUUUCUGUUUGUUUCUCUCUCUCUAAAAAAAUAAAACACGAACCGCUUUUCUCUCUCUAAAUUUUCGACGCAGAUUCGAAAAAAGCUUCUCGACUUUUCGCUCGCCAUGUCGUUGCGUAGACGAACCUUGCUCAAGGUCAUCGUCCUCGGCGACAGUGGGGUUGGUAAGACGUCAUUGAUGAAUCAAUAUGUACAUAAGAAGUUCAGUCAGCAAUAUAAAGCUACAAUUGGGGCUGAUUUUGUCACCAAAGAACUACAAAUAGACGACAGGCUCGUCACCUUACAAAUAUGGGACACGGCGGGGCAGGAGAGGUUUCAGAGUCUUGGUGUAGCAUUUUAUAGAGGGGCAGAUUGUUGUGUUCUAGUCUACGAUGUUAAUGUCAUGAGAUCAUUUGAUACUCUUGACAAUUGGCAUGAAGAAUUUCUCAAACAAGCAAAUCCACCUGAUUCCAAGACAUUUCCAUUUAUAUUACUUGGAAACAAGAUUGACAUAGAUGGUGGAAAUAGUCGAGUGGUUUCUGAGAAAAAAGCAAGGGACUGGUGUGCUUCAAAAGGCAUACCUUACUUUGAGACAUCUGCGAAAGAGGAUAUCAAUGUUGAUGCUGCGUUCCUGUCUAUUGCCAAAACUGCGCUAGCCAAUGAGCAUGAGCAGGAUAUCCUCAAAUUUUAUGAUAUGAAGGGCUAAAAAGGGGACCAGAGAUUUAACUAAGCAAGUUCAAAUAAUCAGGCAUGGGACUGCUCCGGAAUAAUUAAAGGAAAUGUCUAUAUGAGGUAUAGGUGUGUAGAAAAGGUUGGAGGACAUAAUUAGUGGGUUAUCAUGAUUCAUCUAUUUCACAUCCAAGGCCACCUCUAUCAUUCUUGUAGUUGUCAUGUUGGUGGAGUACCUUGUGGUAGCCAUGUAAUUUAUUGUGAUGAUAGAAUGGUUUUAGUUGUGAUAGUUUUAUAACAGUAAUAACUAGAGUGGUCAUGGUAUUCAUUGACAAAAUUUUAGUGCUGAUCCUAAUUAGAUAAAUUGCAAUGGUGAUAUACUUGUUCUGUGGUAGAGAUUAGAGGCUGUAACAACUACCUUAGAGGAGUUGAAGGCAGUUAAUAUGCCUGAGGUAAAGUAAGGCUUUCUCAAUAAAAGAACAAACUUUGGCACUAUGUUCUAACUAUAAGCCUCCAAAAGUUU
Molecule: messenger RNA, 1246 nt
Organism: Camellia sinensis
Lineage: Eukaryota; Viridiplantae; Streptophyta; Magnoliopsida; Ericales; Theaceae
Product: ras-related protein Rab7
Cellular component (GO): vacuolar membrane
Molecular function (GO): GTPase activity; GTP binding
Source: RefSeq, a predicted model, not a curated record